This is a messenger RNA of Schizophyllum commune H4-8, 3934 nucleotides long. RefSeq lists its product as uncharacterized. The record is from RefSeq and is a predicted model, not a curated record. Lineage: Eukaryota; Fungi; Basidiomycota; Agaricomycetes; Agaricales; Schizophyllaceae. The transcript has 9 exons. Gene Ontology annotation, molecular function: molecular adaptor activity. Gene Ontology annotation, biological process: anaphase-promoting complex-dependent catabolic process; protein K11-linked ubiquitination; metaphase/anaphase transition of mitotic cell cycle. The coding region runs from base 83 to 3763 and encodes 1226 amino acids. Gene Ontology annotation, cellular component: anaphase-promoting complex.
AGUCCCGAUUGAGAGGCUGCCCGCCGUCGCGCCUGACGUUGUGUUCUGUUGCACUGGGAAGUUGGGGACGCCAGGAUGGAACAUGCCCUCGUAUGCGCUCGACGCCUUUUGUUCAAACGCAUCCCGAGAGUACGGCGCCGUCAACCCGACGCCCUCGAUCAGCAUCCUCCGCGCCCUCUACGAGCGCGUCGCCGGCGGGCCUCGUCGCGAAGGACUUGGUCCAGGCCAUGGUCUCAGGACCCUUCCUCUCAAGUCUCGUCCAACGUCCCCCACGAAGGCAGCCAGCGGAACUUCAUCGCCUACCAAGAGAGCCCGCGGACGAGGCGCUGGACUCCCCGCCGCCGCCGGACGCGGUCGCGGGACCUCACCGAAAAAGGGCGCUUCGAACCUUCGAGCGCGCGCGCAGACGCAGAGCCAGGCAGAGUCGCCGCGGGCGAUGGCGAUACGCGAGGCGGAGUCGCCGCUGCGCCCGCGGUCGCAGACAGUGACGAACGAGGGCCGGCUGCAAGUCGGCGGCUCGGCGCUGCAGGACACGUCGAUGCAUGAUCCGAUGGUUGUGACGAAGCAGCCGCGGCCCACUGCUGCGCCGAUGAGACUUGAUAGCUCGGACACGACGGCGCAGUUCCGCGCAGAAGAGACCGUGCAGUUCAUGCAUGCCAUGCAUUUGCCUCUGGCGUGGGUCGAUAGUCUGCCCCUUGGUAUCGCGGCGCCGAUUCGCGAGGCAUUGCGUACUGUGCAGUUGGCUCCUCCCGCGACGUGGUCGCUUGACCUGUGGAACUACGUUGGGCGGAACGAUCUUGCCGCCACUGCUGGCGACAACAUCAAGCUCCUGCGCUCGGACGGAUAUCUGACCAGGAAGCAGUUGCUCGACGAUCGUUAUAACCGUCCCUCCAUCGGUGACAUUGCGCAGGAGGCACGCUCCGCGGGCGCUGGGGAUCUACACGACAACAAGACAGAGAACAAGGGCCCUCAAAUCACCGGAGUCGAGAUCACCAAUCGUGAAUUCACCGAUGUGCGCUUUGGCAGUGAUCGUCGCCUCGAGGAUGUUGGGCGUAUGCUGGCGUCUUCUCUGAUACCUACCAUCCGGGCGGUCGAGCGACCUGAUCUGAGUGAGACAGACCAAGUGAAGGAGCAACAGAACCUAGCCAUCCGCGUCGCCGAGCGGACGCUCGCUCUUCCCUAUGGCCGCGCCCUGUUCACCUUCGCCACACUCGACUCCGUAAAUCGCGAGUCGUACCAGAUACCCAAGAUGGAGUAUCUCGUCCGGUUGCAUCCGCACAACCUCACCGUCUCACCGGAGCCCGGCAUCGUCCUCGACUCCAUCGCGUGGGGCGACUUCCACAACGGCGUCGCGGCAGGCUUGCGGAUUUCGCCAAAGGCUCGAGGCAUCGACUCGUCCUGGAUCGCGUUCAACCGGCCGGAUGAGCUGACGGCGGAACACGCGGGGUUCCUCUUCGCCCUCGGCUUGACGGGUCAUCUGCGCGAGCUACUCACCUGGCAUACCUUCGGCUACCUCACGCCGAAGCACGACCUAACGUCCAUCGGUGUUCUACUAGGUCUCGCGGCCGCGAAUGUUGGGACGAGCGACAGCGCGGUGACAAAGCUCUUGACCGUGCAUACCCCUGCACUCUUGCCGACGCCAGGCGUCGACCUGAACGUCUCGCUCAUGACGCAGGCUGCCGGCCUCGCUGGAAUCGGUGUGUUGUACAUGGCCACUCGCAACCGACGCAUGGCGGAGGUCUGCUUGAGCCAGAUCUCGCGGCACGACCUUGUCCCGCCCGACAUCCACAACGAACAUCGCGAGGCAUACACGUACUCCGCAGCGCUCGCUUUCGGCAUGAUCAUGCUCGGGAAGGGGUCAAACGUCCCUGCUGAUAUGGCCCUCGUCCAGCGUCUCAAUGCACUCAUCCACGGUCCGGAUCCAGGCAUCACGGUAGAAGGCCUGCCGCCGCCUGCUGGAUACGACCUCACACUCACGUCGCCGGCUGCAACCAUGGCCCUCGGUCUGAUGUACCUUCGUACAGGCCGGCGCGAUAUCGCAGCUAUCCUCGCCGUCCCGGAGACAGUGCGGGAGCUUGAACAUCUGCAGCCCAGCUUCCUCAUACUCCGCACAAUUGCCAAGGGCCUCAUCCUGUUCGACGACAUCCAGCCUUCGGCUGAAUGGUUCAAUUCGCAUCUUCCCCAGCCCGUCAGAGAGGGCAUCGAGGCACGCGCGAAGCGCCAUGAACCAAUUGACGAUGCGAUUGAGUUGGCGUACUAUAACAUUAUCUCGGGCUGUUGCUUCGCGCUUGCGCUAAAGUACGCGGGCACUGCUCGCGAACCUGCAUACAAGAUUGUCGUGAAGUAUUUCGACGCCUUCACGCGCCUCGUAUACUCGCAAGGAGGGGGCGCCUUUGAACACCGAAUUAAGCGGUCUGCUGUUCGUGAUGGACUGAAUCUCAUCUCCCUUGCACUAGCCAUGAUCAUGGCGGGUACCGGCGAGAUCACGACAUUGCGACGCCUACGCCUCGCGUAUGGGAUGCUUCAGCAGUCGAUCUAUCACCAGGGCUUCAAGUAUGGCACACAUAUGUUCAACCACAUGUCCCUCGGCAUGCUCUUCCUCGGUCAGGGCAGAUUUACGCUGGGCACAUCCGACGCCGCCGUCGCUUCCAUGGUCGUUGCAUUCUUCCCUCGGUUCAACAGCAUGUCUUCCGACAACCGAAGCUAUCUUCAGGCGCUGCGACAUCUCUGGGUGUUGGCUAUCGAGCCGCGCUGUCUCGUCGCACGAGAUGUGGACACAACCGAGAUAGCUUACCUGCCCAUCCGGGUGCAGGCCCUGGACAGCAACCGCAGCGUCAGCAACACGACCCUCAUUUCACCCACACUGUUCCCCGACGUUGAGAAAAUGGUUUCCUUCAGGGUGGACACGCCGCGCUACUGGCCCGUCAUGAUGGACAUCAGACGCGAUCGCCGACAUCGCGAGAACCUGCUCAAGUCGCAGACGAUCUUCGUCAAACGACGGUCAGCCUUCCUCGGCUACCUCGAGGAUCCCAAGGAUCUAUCCGAGUUUAUUACCUCCUUCUCAAACGACGUCCUGUACAUUGCGUUUGCCGACCGCUUCUGCGGUGCCGAGAGCGCGGACGACGCCGAGAAGAUGUUCCGCACCUAUUGCCACGCCGCACUCCUGGACACCCUUCUCCACGAGAAACCGCAGAUGCUGCAAGCGCAUCUGACCCUCUACCGCUAUCGACAGAUGGGUUGCGAGAGCUCCUACUUCAUUCUUCGCCAGCAGGACCUUCGCGUAACGGCCGACUUCUAUGGACGGCUAUACGAACGGUGCAUGAGCGGCCGCUUCGAGAACAAUUAUCGCCACCCCCUCCUGCGCGAAGCAGAGGCUACCAGCGCUCUGCUCGCCAUCGACCAGCGCCUCGACGUCGUCCGCCGAAAGCCAGCAUUCCUUGAUGCGCUGCGACACUACGUUCUGGGUCAGCGGGUUCCGCGAGGGCCUGAUGUGGCAGCAUCCACGAAAGAGCUCGCGUGGUAUCUUACCCGCAACCAGGUUCCGGGAACAUUGCUCAGUGCACUGUUGAAGAAUCUGAUGGACGACGCCCUCAGGGACUUUGUUCAUCAGGUCCCGACCCAGGACGAGCUACAUGCUAUGGGUAAGGGAGUGGUGCAUAUAGCGCAAUUAACGGGCAUGAGGAUGGCGGGAAUGGUUGGGACUUCUUGGCCCAUGCGAAGCGUGCAGGAUGUGAUUAAUUUGUGGGCUGGCGGCCACGCAUAGCAUGUUAUCGACCGAUAGACCGUAGUUUCAAACUGUAUAAUAGUAGCACUGUACUGAAUCUUGAGCACGACUUACGCAUUCUGAGAGUGUUUGCGGCCAUUGAGACUGUCCUUUGACAAAAAUCAACAGAUGCGAUGCGCGAGCGGUGACCGGUGACCACAAAUACAAUGC